This is a messenger RNA of Odobenus rosmarus divergens (Pacific walrus), 508 nucleotides long. Its product is annotated as chromosome unknown open reading frame, human C11orf96. The record is from RefSeq and is a predicted model, not a curated record. NCBI's taxonomy places the organism in Eukaryota, Metazoa, Chordata, Mammalia, Carnivora, Odobenidae. The transcript has a single exon. Bases 37 to 408 code for a protein of 123 amino acids.
GCCCCGCCGCCGGGCCCCGAAGACGCCGGCAGCGCCAUGGCGGCCGCCAAGCCCGGCGAGCUAAUGGGCAUCUGCUCCAGCUACCAGGCGGUGAUGCCGCACUUCGUGUGCCUGGCCGACGAGUUCCCGCAGCCCGUGCGGCCCGCCAAGCUGUCCAAGGGCAAGGGCCGGCUGCGGCGGCCGCGCCAGUCCCGCUUCAAGACGCAGCCGGUGACCUUCGACGAGAUCCAGGAGGUGGAGGAGGAAGGGGUGUCCCCCAUGGAGGAGGAGAAAGCCAAGAAGUCGUUCCUGCAGAGCCUGGAGUGCCUGCGCCGCAGCACGCAGAGCCUGUCGCUGCAGAGGGAGCAGCUCAGCAGCUGCAAGCUGAGGAACAGCCUGGACUCCAGCGACUCCGACUCGGCCCUGUGAGGGGCGCCGCCCGCCCGGGGACCCGCGAACCAAGCCCCAGAGGGUCCGGGCCCCGCACCCCGCGCCCCGGGGACCCGCGCGGACCGGGACCUCUCGCCGG